Molecule: messenger RNA, 828 nt
Organism: Drosophila persimilis
Lineage: Eukaryota; Metazoa; Arthropoda; Insecta; Diptera; Drosophilidae
Exons: 1
Coding region: 1-828 (275 amino acids)
Molecular function (GO): 5'-3' exonuclease activity; 3'-5' exonuclease activity
Source: RefSeq, a predicted model, not a curated record
AUGUCCUGUCGCUUCACUGAGCACAAGAAGGAAAAGCGUGCGCAGCAGGUGCUGUACACGCGCGGACCCGGCUCCUCACUCAAAUGGCAGUGUAAUGGCAGCAGCUUCCGCAGUCGGGCCGGAAGAUCCCCGGAACGAUCAGAUGAGCUCCAACGUCACGGCCAUAGAGGGAGGUCCAGAGAUCCUUCCAAGGAGCGUGACCACCAUCGCGACUGUGAGCUCUCCAGACGCACCAACCAGAGUCGUCGCUCGGACUCGCCAGAUCCAGGCGAAGGCCCUCGCCUUCAGAGCAUCAGUUGGCGGCCCCGUUCCCAGCAGCCGAGCGCCGCACAGCAGGAUGACCCCCAGAGCCAGCCAGGGCUUGGACUAGGCAGAGGCGGGUCGUCUGUUCCGUGCGCCCGAGACCGCAUUCAUCGGGAGACACAGGAGAGGCUGAAGAAGCUGCGGUCGACCUUGGCCAAGGACCCGAAAAUGUCGGCCACCGCCAAGGCGGGGACGAGCGGCUCCUACUUCGCCAACGAUGGGUCUUUCUUGGAUAUUUUCAAGAAAAUGCAAGAGGAACAGAAUACUAUCGCCCGGGAGAGUAUAAGCGCAGUCGGUCCCUACAUUGUCGCUACGGCGGUCGGCGCCCCAGCUCCACCGCCCCUCUGCGUGGGACGUCGUCGUGGUGGCAAGGCCCUGAAGACCGGCCGGGUGCCCAAGCUGCAAGAUCGCGCCAAGAAGAUGGUGGAUCCAAAGGACUUCUGGUCCGUCUACCUGGCCGAGGUCGAGAAGUACAACACCACUGGCUGUGAGAAGGCAGAAGGCCAUUCCAAGUUGGUCAAGUAA